Molecule: messenger RNA, 2439 nt
Organism: Naegleria lovaniensis
Lineage: Eukaryota; Heterolobosea; Eutetramitea; Acrasida; Naegleriidae
Exons: 3
Coding region: 1-2439 (812 amino acids)
Biological process (GO): regulation of DNA-templated transcription
Molecular function (GO): DNA-binding transcription factor activity, RNA polymerase II-specific; zinc ion binding
Source: RefSeq, a predicted model, not a curated record
AUGCCAAAAGAAUUAGCAAAAGCAGGCACAUCAGCAAAUCACAAACCUUACCCGUCAUCAUCCUCUGAUUCGAAAUCAUCGUCCUCGCCCUCUGUUGGAUCAUUUUCAUCAAAUGGAAAGCUAAAGAACGUGGAAUAUAUUUGGGAGCCGUAUAUUGAACAGCCAAAGAACAAGAUCAUCACUCACCACAACAAUACACCAAGUCCGCCACAUUCAUCAGCUGGAACAUUUUCCCAAUUGCUUUUUCCUUCUAACGAGGAACAACAACCAUUUCCUUCGUUUUCAUACUCACCUUCAGAAAGUGCUGACAUUUUUGGUUCGACGGUCACCAACAACAUGUUGCCAACAAGCAUAACAACAGUCGAUAGUGGAAACCAUGGUCAUCAUAACGUUGAAAGACCACUUUCUCCCACAAACACUGUCAUGACCACGACCGUUGAGGAACCAUUCAAAAAUCAGAACGAUCUUUCUUCUCUAACUUCUGCGUCUUUUCAUAUUGCCUGUACAGCUUGCAGAGAAAAGCAUAUCAAGUGUGAUAAGAAAAUACCAUCCUGUACAUAUUGCAUCAAACAUGGAUUAAUAUGCCAGUAUCGAAAACCAAAGAAACGAGGACGGCCUAGCUCAAAAAACAAAGCUAGCAACGCAGCCAAUGAAGAGGAGGAGCAUGAAGGUUACUCAAAAUUUGACAUUGUGAAACCAACAACGGAAUCUUCGUCAUCUUCAGGAAUGCAAUCUUUUACCUCUCACACCUUUCAUAUCAAUGACGCCUCAACAAACACUACUACUCAAUUCCUUACAUCCGCCAAUAAUUCUGACCCACAUACCAACAAUUGGCUGGAAAAUCCUUUGAAUAAGAACAAUGCCACAUCAAUUUCGGCAGUAUCUAGAUUACAACACGCUUCCUCCUCAAAUACUACCACCGCUCUAAUGAUGCCCGAACUCAACACAACAGAAAUUGAUGUGCCAGGAUUUUCACAAAUGCCUCAAGUUGACUUUAAUAAUGAAAGUUUGAUUGCUUUAAUUCGAAUGAGUAGAGACUUGAACAAACAGUUAAUGAAACGACUGACGGUUGAUGACUAUUAUAGAUCUACGUCCAUGCCACUCAUGGAUCAAAGAUCUGUAGAGCAUAUAUUUUUCUCUGACAAGAGGAGUGAUGAAGCUAAUUGCUUUCUCUACAGUAUUCAUAUGCUAAUGUGUCAAAGAAGAGGGUUCAAAGAUGAAGCAGAAAGAGCAUACGAAAAAACUAGAUCAAUGCUUUCUCAUGUCUUCGAUCAAUGGAGAUCUUUUUUAACAGCAUGUACAUACUGCAACCUUUCGAUAUAUUGUUCUGGAGAAGGAAAUGAUGGAGACGCUAUUUUUUAUUUGAGUUUUGUGGACUACUAUUUCACACAACUGAAAGAAAAGUACUCAUUAGGUCAGCAAAAUCUGAAAUAUUUAAAGUCAAUUGCAGAAAUGGCAGCAGGAAUUGGCUCAGGUACAGAAAAACCUGUUUACGACGAUUUUGCAGAACUGGAUUUUGAGUCCAUUUCUAAACAAUGUCAACAUGAUGUGGCAAACUUGCUGGUUGGCUUCUACAAGUAUACUACAGGCUUGAAAAAGGUACCUCCAGAGCUGUUACAAAUUACAUCUCAAUCAAUUAACCAAGAUACAAUCUAUUUGUAUCUUACAUUGUUCGACCUAAUAACAAAACUCGUCACACAGCAUGAAAGUGAUAGACAAAAAACACUCACACCAGAACAGGAAGAAAUUUCUAAAGCUAUUUGUGAUGCAUUCAUUAACGGCACUCGUGUUCUCAUACUUCAACAAUGCGGCUACAAGGGAAAAGUUCUAGAAGAUGCAGCCAAUAGAAUUGCAGAGAUUUUCUCCAAUGAGAUAUCGAUUGGAUUUGCCUCUCCACUCUACAUGUCAUCGGUUAUUGCAGCAUGUCAAGUUCACAUUGGUAUCAUUGAGGAAAUUGAAGGUGGCUUGAGAAGCAACUAUGAAUUCGGUGUAGAUUAUUAUACAAUGAUUGACAAAGAUCUUAAGGCAAUGAACUAUUUGGAAAAGCAAUUUGGAAGAAUUCGUAAAAGAUACUCGCAGAUUAUUUAUCGACUAGAAUCUAUCAAACAGCGAAGAGAAACAGAAGUAUCAAAACUCGUAAUGAGUGAAAUUGAGAGAUUAAAAACGCUACGAACGGAGGGAAAGACAACAGGUGCUGAUAAUAAGAGCUUUCUACUUCAGGAGCAUUUAACAUCUCUUUAUUCAUUGGUUCGAGAAGGAGACGGUACUCAUACAUUUGAUCCAACAUCAGCAAAUCAUGUUGGAGGUUUUCCAUCAACCAUAGAACAAGCUCAAACGAACCUAUCUCACAAUAAUUUACCAACCUCAGAGUUAGCCAAUCCAAGAACUCUUCCAACAACCUUAGAGGAAAGUUUUGAUGAUAUUUUGAACAAUCUGUAA